AUGUCGGCCCGGCGGCGGCGACGAGCGGCCGCCGAUGAGGAGGAGGAGAAGAAGGAGGUGGAGGAGGAGGAUGGCAGCGACAGAGAAGUGGAUUUGGAUGAAGGACUCGUUGAUUUGGAUCUCAGAAAUGAUUCGGAUACCCCCGAUGUUCCACCACCAACAGACAGCACUCCAGAAAUCCUCAAAAGGGCUUUGUCGGGCUUGUCUGCCAGAUGGAAAAAUUGGUGGAUUCGUGGGAUUCUAACGCUAGCUAUGAUUUCUGUGUUUUUUCUGAUCAUAUACAUGGGAUCUUUCAUGCUGAUGCUUCUGGUCUUGGGGAUCCAAGUGAAAUGUUUCCACGAAAUCAUUACUAUAGGUUACAGAGUGUAUCACUCGUAUGAUUUACCGUGGUUCAGAUCCCUCAGCUGGUAUUUCUUGCUGUGUGUCAAUUACUUUUUUUAUGGGGAGACUGUGGCUGAUUACUUUGGUACGUUUGUUCAGAGAAGAGAACAGCUUCAGUUCUUAAUUCGUUACCACAGGUUCAUCUCUUUUGCACUCUACUUGGCAGGCUUCUGCAUGUUUGUUCUGAGUUUAGUGAAGAAACACUAUCGUCUGCAGUUUUACAUGUUCGCAUGGACUCAUGUCACUUUGCUGAUCACUGUAACUCAAUCUCAUCUAGUCAUCCAAAAUCUCUUUGAAGGCAUGAUCUGGUUUCUGGUGCCAAUUUCGAGUGUUAUCUGCAAUGAUAUUGCUGCUUACAUUUUUGGAUUCUUUUUUGGCAGAACUCCAUUAAUUAAGCUGUCUCCCAAAAAGACCUGGGAAGGGUUCAUUGGAGGUGGCUUCUCCACAGUUCUAUUUGGAUUUGUUUUUUCCUAUUUCUUGGCUCAACAUCAAUACUUUGUCUGCCCAGUGGAAUAUAACAGUGAAACCAACAGAUUUGUGACAGAGUGUGAACCUUCAGAGCUUUUCCAGCUGAAGAAAUACUCUGUGCCACUAUUGCUUCAGGCUGUGUUGGGAUGGGAAACGGUGAAUAUGUACCCAUUCCAGAUGCACAGCAUUGCACUGUCAACGUUUGCCUCACUAAUUGGGCCAUUUGGAGGAUUCUUUGCCAGUGGAUUUAAACGAGCGUUCAAAAUCAAGGAUUUUGCAGACACAAUCCCUGGGCACGGUGGUAUAAUGGAUCGCUUUGAUUGUCAGUACUUGAUGGCUACUUUUGUUCAUGUCUACAUCACCAGUUUCAUAAGGGGCCCAAAUCCCAGCAAAGUACUGAAGCAGCUGUUGGUCCUUCAGCCCGAGCAACAACUCAAUGUGUACAGAACCCUGAAAUCUCAUCUUGUCGAAAAAGGGAUCCUGCAGCCAUCUCUGCGAGGAUAGUUUGCCAAAACAGAGGAAUGGUGAGAAAAAGACAUGCAGACGUUGUCUGUGGAAAAGCACUGUAAGUGUGCACAAAGGUAAUGGCUGAAGGAAGGCUACAUCAUGAUCUGGACGAGGUGAAUGUUUCUUUCCUUAAAGGAAUGCGAAUGCUGUGACUUUCCAGUAGGAUACAGGAGAAGAGUUAUUCCUAAAAUAAUUAAAAUGCUUACAGAGUAA
Molecule: messenger RNA, 1569 nt
Organism: Lagopus leucura (white-tailed ptarmigan)
Lineage: Eukaryota; Metazoa; Chordata; Aves; Galliformes; Phasianidae
Gene: CDS1
Product: CDP-diacylglycerol synthase 1
Exons: 13
Coding region: 1-1353 (450 amino acids)
Cellular component (GO): endoplasmic reticulum membrane
Molecular function (GO): phosphatidate cytidylyltransferase activity
Source: RefSeq, a predicted model, not a curated record